AUGUCCUUCCAACGCGUAGGACUGCGUUUCGCCCAGCAGCAGCUGCGAGCACCGACCCUCCGAACCGCCAUCCAGCGCCGCUUCGCCAGCACCGCCGAGAAGCUCCCUCCCACCGGCUCCAAGCUGGUCGGCCCAGCAGACAAUGCUUUCAACCGAGAACGAGCUGCCGUCAAGGCCCACGCCGCAGCCACCAGUGGUCACGUCGUCGUCCCCUGCCUCAUCCUCGGCAGCAUCAACGCCUGGAACCUGUGGAACGAACAUUGGCAGCACUGGGAACAUCUCCCACCUCUAGAAGAGCGAGUCGAAUACCCAUACCAGAACAUCCGAUCCAAGAACUUUUUCUGGGGAGAUGGUGACAAGACCCUCUUCUGGAACAAGAACGUCAACUAUCACAAUAAGGACAAGGCUACGUAA
Molecule: messenger RNA, 414 nt
Organism: Exophiala bonariae
Lineage: Eukaryota; Fungi; Ascomycota; Eurotiomycetes; Chaetothyriales; Herpotrichiellaceae
Gene: EAT5
Product: Cytochrome c oxidase subunit 13, mitochondrial
Exons: 3
Coding region: 1-414 (137 amino acids)
Biological process (GO): mitochondrial electron transport, cytochrome c to oxygen
Cellular component (GO): mitochondrial inner membrane
Molecular function (GO): enzyme regulator activity
Source: RefSeq, a predicted model, not a curated record